UCCGGUGCUACUGUCAGGUCGGGAUGUGAUUCCCGCUCGGUCCGGAUCUCCCGGAUGGUGUCGGUCACAGCGCGGCCUGCAGCCCGGCAUGGCCCGGAGAGCGAGGAGAACGGCGGCGGCCCGGAUAAAUGAUAAGGAGCCAGAGAAAAAUCGUGAGGAUGUAAGUCAGAGGCUGCUGCCUGAUGUAAUUGGGAAAAGAAUAGAGGCACCACUGAGAAAAGAUGAUAAAAUAACCCUUAAACCAACAAACCCACAGAGUCUCUCGGACUCUGAGAAUGAAGAGCCUUUUUCAGGAAGGAGCCUUUACAAAUCCGCAUUUGUCUCUAAGAGCAACAUAAACUCCCUGUCCUCUCUGUCCUGGAACAUUAAUUCCAAGAUCGAGAGGAGCCAGAGCUGUAAUGACACCUUGAAUGAGCGCUGUACACGGGGCAGAAAAGCAACACAGCUUCCUAAAGCGAAGGUCUCUUCUGGGAGUUGUCCAGCCUCUGGAAUUCUGGGAAUUCUGUUGUCUACAGAAAACAGCCGAUCUUUCUCUGCUCCUGUUUUGACCUCGGAAAAACGUCUCGCUGUUACAUGUUUAUCUUCCUUUACCCCACUGCAUAAGCCAGAGAGAUCCAUCAGCCCAGAUAGUAAUGACAGCAUUUCGGAGGAGCUGAAUCACUUCAAGCCCAUUGUCUGUUCUCCCUGCACGCCACCCAAGAGGCUUCCUGAUGGCCGAGUCCUAAGUCCUGUCAUCAUAAAGUCAACUCCACGAAACCUGAGGAAGAGUCUCCAGAAGCCUACUACAUAUGAGGCUAGUCCAUUGAUUUUGAAAAAAUGGGAGCAAGUCUUUCAGGAUCGUCAGAUGAAGAAGACUAGUUCCAAAGGCACCUUGACAUCAUCAGUUGAUGGAAAUUGUCCCAAUGUAAAUAAUCCAGUGCCCUCCAGUAAGGAAUUUACAGGUUCAAAGACUGAGUUAAAUGUCACAGAUGGUGAUGGGUUUCGGAAUACAGAAUCUCUGGCUUCUAAUAAAGAAAUACUUUUGAACAAUAGUUCUGUUAAGAUUCCAGACCUUCCAGGUGGUGGUUUUCUCUCAAGUCCAAGCAGCACUAAAAAUUUGCUUAAAAGGGAUACAAACUUAAAUGUUGGCACUAAGGAUAUAGUGACAGCCCCACUAACCACCAACAUAAAGGCUGUUGCUAAGUGCAAGUGCAUAGAAACCAUUUCAGUGAAACCAAUGUUAAAGCAGCCGUGCAAAUACAAUUCUCAGACUAUUAACAUACAGAAUGGAAAGUGCUUCACGGCUGCUGAGAAUAUCAGCCCUGUGUUUUCUCUGCGCAGGGGUCAGAAGAGACUGUGUAAAACCAAACACUUGGAGCCGAAUGGCUCCUUUAAGAGGUUAAAAGUGACUUGUUCAGAAAGUUGCAGCCAGAAUUUUGAGCUUCUCUGGAGAGAGGCAGAGAAACGGCAGCAGGAGGAAGAGGACAAAGAGCUGGCAUUAAAACUCCAACAGAUGUUCGACAAAGAAACACGGACAGUAAACCGGUGUAAAGGCAGUCGCGAUGAAUAUCCUUUGCGUUCUAAAAGCACUGCCAGCGCAAAUUAGCACUUACAUAUUUUUCUGAGACAAAAAAUGAAUUAUCCAAAUGAUCUACAGGAAGAACCUCCUAUAAUAUAUUUUUUUAUACUUAAGCUGGUACUUGUAAUUUCAAGCCCUAGAAACAGGGCUGCUCUUGAGUCUAGCAGACUCGCCAGAUAACAAGACUGACGAAGGCAACAAUGAGAAUUGUUUCUUAUCACUGCACUUGGUGUUUGUGUACAUUACAGUUGCCUGUAUAAAACUUACACUUCUGGAGGUUACCUAUAUUGUAUCUCUGAUUGCUGCAGUCUAAGUGAUGUUGCUUGUUCUAAUCAGGUCCCCUGCUUUCUGGCAUUCCAUUGAAUUUCCUGUAAAUGAUGCCAUUACCCUGUCACUGCAAGGGCUUUAAAUGUAUCUAUGCAUACUGCAGCCUUGGGGGCAAAAUGUCUCUCCCUUCUCGCCAGCGAGGUAAUUCCUAGCCUUUGAGGAAGUUUGAAAUCUUAUCUGCACCAGUUAUUCAAUAACCUGAAUCACAGUUGUUUUGAGACUAACCCUGUUACUGCUCGUUUCCAAUAACACAAUAAACUUAUCAGUGAAUGCAUGGUUAGUCUUUUACUAGACAGUUUCCCACUCCACCCAGCAUUCAAGGUAGAAAUGUCAUGUUUCUGUUCUAGAUUUGUUUUUUGUUUUUUUUUUGCGACAACACAGUAAUAAAUGUAGCCGUCUUGCUUGAAAUGAUUUAAUGUAGUUUGUUUUGUUUUUGGAGCACAAAGCCGUGUGCAAGCAAUAACUUUUUAACCCACAAUUGGUUCCUUCUCCAAGUUUGAGAGACCCAAUGUUCUGAAAUGGUUCUUGCUUCACUCUGCUUCCCAGUGGAAUAAACUCCAGUCUAUGCAAUUCUGGCUCCAUUCAUUUCUGUGUUGGCUCCAAAUAAACACUUUAAGGGCACAUGGGGGCACAGCAUCUUAGGUGUGCGGAUCCUCCUUGUUGCAUCCAGUUAUUUUUUGUUUUAUUUUCUUUAGACUGGGAAUAAUGGGAAUAGAGCGUUAAUUUAUCAUUCAAUGUGCCAUUUUCCAAGCAGACUCCAGUAUCACAAUUGAGAGCAUAUGGGAUUUCUUAAAUGAAUGUAUAUUGCACCUUUUGCUUAUUAUGGUGAUCGUUACUCUACGAUUGGAGUAUAAAACUUUGAAAUCCAGUAUUAUUGGUAAUAUUAGGGGAAGAAGACACAUUAUGUAAUCAGUAUUUAUACUGUAUUUGUCAUGAAAAAAAUGUAUACCCACUAUUGUCCUAAAAUAUUGCAGAGGUGAUGCUACUUCUGUCCUUGUAUGAGGGUGGUUUUGAGUGCUGGGGUGUGCCAAGUGCAUUGUAAAGAAAUGUUUUACUAGCACUUAAAGGGUUAAUGGAUUUAGAUUGAGGUAAUCCCAUGGGCAGAGAUGACACGUUUAUAUCAGAGUUUGACAAACUGUAGGAGCUAGCAAGCCAUCACUCGAGCUCCUAAAAUAUAAAUAAUUAUUGUCAUCCCCUGAAUUGGACACGGAUCUUGUUCCAGAUGUCACAUUUUAUAAUUGGUAUGGCUUUUUUUUUUUCUCCCUCUUCUUUUGAAAUGGAUUGAAUGAGCACCCAGAAGCUGGGUAAUGUGUGGCAUUUUGGAUCCUGUCUAUUUAGGUUUAUAUCCAGUCUCCAAAGAAAUGUAUUUAUCUUCCUGUGAUGUGUAAUCUGUAUUUUUGCAGGUUUCUGUGCAGGAAAUUUUCCUUAUGAUGACAGAAUUCCACUAGUUGUCCUGGUGCCUUAAGUUGUACAGAGGGACUGGAUGAAUGAUUGGAAAAUUGAAUGUAACCUUCUGAGCACUGGAAUAGUGGAAUUUCCCCUCUGGAGUUCAUAGGGUUAAUGUAUAAAUGGAAAACGAUGCGUGUACGUGUAAAGCAUAUGCAUUGUGUGGAGUAUUUUGUAUGUCCUCCCGCACUGUACAGUAAUAAACUAUAACGACCUGU
Messenger RNA from Pelobates fuscus (common spadefoot toad), 3549 nucleotides. RefSeq names its product ring finger protein 169 (gene RNF169). Bases 89 to 1585 code for a protein of 498 amino acids. The record is from RefSeq and is a predicted model, not a curated record. Lineage: Eukaryota; Metazoa; Chordata; Amphibia; Anura; Pelobatidae. The transcript is spliced from 5 exons. Gene Ontology annotation, cellular component: site of double-strand break; nucleus. Gene Ontology annotation, molecular function: ubiquitin-protein transferase activity; nucleosome binding. Gene Ontology annotation, biological process: double-strand break repair.